Messenger RNA from Aspergillus glaucus CBS 516.65, 1675 nucleotides. RefSeq lists its product as uncharacterized. Bases 165 to 1454 code for a protein of 429 amino acids. Lineage: Eukaryota; Fungi; Ascomycota; Eurotiomycetes; Eurotiales; Aspergillaceae. Gene Ontology annotation, cellular component: DASH complex; mitotic spindle. The transcript has 5 exons. The record is from RefSeq and is a predicted model, not a curated record. Gene Ontology annotation, biological process: mitotic cell cycle.
CUGAAUUUCGCGAAGAGUUAUCGUGUGUUUUGGAUUGGUCGAUCUUCAAUUUGAGUUGAUUGAUUGCUGACCGUGGGGUUGACGGACUCCGCCGCCUCAAUUUGUUUACGCCGUUUUCUGCCCCUCUUCGCGCGCAUCAGAAUACACCUUAUUCUCCGAGAACAAUGGCGUUCCGCAGUGCUGCAGAGGAGAUGGAUAAGCUCCAGCUUUCCGAUGAGGAUACGGAGGAUCUCUGGGACUCUCCCUCCAAACGGGGGAACAAGAACGUGAAUCCAAAGAUUCCGCGUGACCAUGGUAGCCCGACGCCAGAACCCAGACCCUUCCUCGAUGAUGGAGGGACCAUGUUUGACCGUCAGGGAUCGCGUGAGGCAGCUUUGCAAAAUGAGCUACAGAGUGUCCGGAAUAUCAACGACGUGAUCGAAGGUCUUCUUUCUAGCCUUGACCAGGCCAAAGGGAAUAUGGAUACCGUUUCUCGAACCGUCAGUUCCGCAGCAACCCUGCUUAACACCUGGACCCGAAUCCUUUCCCAGACCGAGCAUAACCAGCGAUUGAUCCUCAACCCGAACUGGCAAGGAGCGACCCAAGAUGCGGCCGACAUGGAAAACGAAGCGAUCAUAAAACAACAAGCAGCCGAAAGACGCGAACAGGAGCUUCAGAGGCAGCGAGAAGCCGCUACUCGAAGAGCAGAAGAAGAUGCAAGAAAGCGGGCACAACCAACCACUAGAAGCACGCGUGGAACCACGACUACUAGUCGGGGACGAGUACGCAGCACGGGCUUGGGUAGAACUCCCAGUGUCUCAUACUCCAGUACUGGUUCGAGCGCGUCGAGGACUGCUGCUGCUACUCGAGGGUCUACGACCGGAUCUACCAUGACGACACGACGGCCUAUCAACACCAUGGAUUUCGCGCCGUAUCAAGACGAAUCGCCCGAAGUCGAGCGGGCCCUUUCUCCCCCUCCGAAUAACCAUCUCCGGUCUCCUCAAUCACCUCGCGUCGCGGGUCCUCUACCAUCACCCAGUCACUUUGCCAACGAAGGGCAAUAUACAACACAGAGCGGUGGUCUUGGGAACACAGGAGGACUUGGGCCAGAUGUCGAAGGAGGGCGAUUAAAUUUAGGGGCAUUCGACACAAGUCUCCCGAUACGGAUGGAUUAUGAAGCGAUGCUGGCAUAUCUGCUUCUACCUCCGGCGGGAGGUGUCUUUCUGUUGGUGUUUGAGCACAAGAGCGAUUACGUUCGGUUCCAUGCGUGGCAAUCGAGUAUGCUCUUCACGGCCAUCUUUAUCUUCCAUCUAAUCUUAUCGUUCUCGAGCUUUCUCUCAUGGCUUCUAUUUAUCUGCGACCUCGCUUUGAUUGCAUUCCUGAGUCUACGCGCAUAUAGAGAUGUGGACACACUCGAGCAUUUUGAAGUCCCAGUUUUCGGUCGUCUUGCGAAUUCCUUCGUUGACGAUGAAUGAAAUGCCCAUUACCUGCGCGACAGCAUACUAUCUAGAUACCCAUGCAAUGAAAGUUCAAUUGUACAGUGCCGUUAUACUGAAGUCCAUCUGCUUUGUCUAUAUCGUCUUUUCUAUUUCAAUUCAUGGCUGGCCCUUUUAUCACAGAGUUUCUUUUCCUAUAGACGUGGAAUACUAAUCAAAAUGAAGAAUGAAUGGAUGUUUAACAUGAAGCAUCGAUACCU